AUGAGUUUCCUGUCAUCGAUUGGACAGUAUGUGGCGGGUGUGGCUGAUAGUGUGGCUGGGUUAGCACUCUCGCCACGAAGGGCUCCUCCGCCACGUCAUCGGUCAGCUGAGGAUUCCCAGCAACAACCACAGCCUUCAACAGCUACAAUGAGAGUGGUGUUGUGCGCUUUCUUGGCAGCGGCGGUUGCUGACCCCGACCCAGCACUUAUCGCAACCCCUGCCUUUGCGCCAGCUAUUUUAUCUCCUGCAGCGAGAUUAUUGCCAGCCUCAAGCUACGUGUACCAGUCACCACUGAUUUCUGCACCUCUAUCGUACUCCGCUCCCUUGGGAUAUGCUCACCUCAUCAAGAAGCGGUCAGCACCACUUGUUCUGAACCCCUACUCCUUCCCCUCUUCAUACAUCGCACCUGGUAGCUACGCGUACUCAUCUCCGAUCGUGAGCUCCUACUCUGCGGCCGCUCCUUUGGUACCAGCUAUCGGAUCUGGUCUUGUGUAUUCUUCAGGAGCUCAUUUCAUUAAGAAGCGCUCAGCACCCUUGUACUCAUCGGCCUACAUAGCUCCGUCAAGCUACAUCUCUCCUCUUAACUACGCCACACCUUUGGUAGCUUCAACUUACUCUGCCCCAGUUGUAUCCACGCCCCUGAUUUCUUCAGCACCAAUCUCCUACGCAACUCAUCUUAUCAAGAAGCGGUCUGCUCCCUUGGCUGUUGCUGCUUAUGCUGCCCCUGGAGCCUACUCCCAUCAAUCCCGGUUUGACUUCAAGGCUUCCGGUCCAGUUGCUGCCUACAGUUCCUACAUCGCCCCUCUAUCUUAUUCUCGCCCAAUUGUUUACUCUCACGUAUACUGA
Molecule: messenger RNA, 846 nt
Organism: Danaus chrysippus (African queen)
Lineage: Eukaryota; Metazoa; Arthropoda; Insecta; Lepidoptera; Nymphalidae
Source: the annotation of a GenBank genome assembly